Engraulis encrasicolus (European anchovy) is the source of this 2298-nucleotide messenger RNA. RefSeq names its product B-cell scaffold protein with ankyrin repeats-like. Lineage: Eukaryota; Metazoa; Chordata; Actinopteri; Clupeiformes; Engraulidae. Gene Ontology annotation, molecular function: signaling receptor binding; protein tyrosine kinase binding. The transcript has 20 exons. The record is from RefSeq and is a predicted model, not a curated record. Gene Ontology annotation, biological process: negative regulation of phosphatidylinositol 3-kinase/protein kinase B signal transduction; negative regulation of B cell activation; B cell activation. The annotation marks the transcript as partial.
CUUCCUCCAGAUCUCCUCAUCAUUUACGAGUCGGAGGCGGAGCAGUGGGCCUCCUACAUGCGCUCGGUGCUGUCGGGCCCCGUUGCCGAGGAGGGCAUCUGUUGCUAUGACGUCGCCGCGGUGACGGGCCGCAAGAGCCAGGAGGAUUUCCUGGGCCUGGUCGGGUACCGCUGCAAGCUGCUCAUCCUGACCAAGGGGCUAUUGGAGUCACUGUGUCCACUCAAGAGGUUCUUCCUCGCCCGCGUACUCAGGCCUGCACAACAGGUGGUGGUGCUGUUGUGUGGCGUGACCAGUAUAGCAGCACUGCUGGAGCAGGUGCCACUGCAGGGAGAUGGAUACCUGGAGAUAUCCAGCGAGCAAGAAGCACACGAGUACAGCGACGCAGUGGCCGACAUAGUGCGCAGAGGGGUUACCACUGAUCUAAUUGACCUGUAUCUGCGACCAGAUGGGAGCAAUGUGAAGAGGGCGUCGGGGGAACUGGAAAAGAGGCUGGAGAAGAGACUGGAGAAGAGUCUGUCUGGAGGGGGGGUGCCGGGCCCCGAGACCAGGCUGGAGAAGAGGCUCUCUGGUGGGGCAGCCGGCGCAGCCAAGGCCCCCCUCCUGGUGGUACCCAGCCGAGUGUCGUGCGAGGGCCCGGGUGAGGUGUUUCUCCUCCUCCAAGAGUGUGUGUGUAGCAGAGAGGCGGAGGUGGAGUUCACCGCGGGGAAGCAGAGAGUGCGCGUCAAGACCAACAGCAACUGGAACGACUACACACUCUCUGUCACCGUGCCAGUGGGUGUGGUUCUGUAUGUUAGUGGCGUGGUGAAGGGGCGUGGUCAGGUGCAAUGCUACAGCAGUCUGGGGGAGAUGGCCCGCCUCCUGGAGACAGCAGCCGACCCGGUGGAGUUCAUGUGUCAGGCUCUUCAGGUGCGUUCAGUAGAAGAGCUGGAUGAGACUCUGGCUGGCAGCCUGAUGCAGAAGAUGCCGACUGGAGGACUGACACAGCUCUACUGGGACACACACACACCAGCCUCCUCCACUACUUCCAGGGAGGAUACCCCCACCCUCCUCCACUUCGUGGCCCAGUACGGGCUUCGCGGUGUGGGCAGUGUUCUGCUACAGUGCCCUGGUGCCGGGAGGGCUCUGCGGACCCCCAACCGCCACGGACACACACCUCUGGAACUCGCACACACACAUGGACACACAGAGCUACACACUCUGCUCCAGACAGCACUGAAUGUCCAGGACAGUGAAGAGGGAGAAGACUCAAGUGUCUAUGAAAUGAUGAGCACCGCUGGUGCCCCUCUGCCCAAGCCCCUCCUCGGCGACCCCCAGGUAGAGGGGGCGGGACUAAACCAGGAAGAGGAUGAGGAAGAGGAGGACCCAUAUGCUCCACUGGGGGUCAACGAUGAAGAGUAUGACACCAUCCUCAGCUCCAGCAGCUCUGUCGUUAUCGCCAACCGGCCCCCCGCCCCCACGCCACGCCCGGAGACCAUACCCACCCGAGAGGACCGCACACCUUUCAUCGCACAGGUGUUUCAGAAGAAAGGCCCCCAGUCUGACGCGGGGACACUCUAUUCUCUCCCCUUGAAGAGAGACAGCAUCUCCUCGACCUACGACACCUUUGGGGGCGCGACCCCCCCAGUGCCCCCCCACAACCCCCCUCCAGGACUGGACGAACUCAUCGACCUACAACAACAGGUGAAAUUGGGCGUGCUCAGUGUGGACGAGGCGCUCGACCGAUUCAGCCAAUGGCAGCGCUUACAGCGAGGAGUUGACGCCACACAACAGGAGAAGCUUCGUCAGCUGAGAGCCAGCAUCAUAAACAACCGAGAGGAUGAUGACAGCGUCUAUGAUAAGAUCAACAUCAUCCAUCAUACCCCAAAUGUGGCGGUGAAGGACUGCCGGCGAGGAAGCCAACCGGCAGACACGGACUUCUACAGCAAACCCCUGAAAGGACAAACGGUUAUGUUUCAGAAGAAAGGCCCCCAGUCUGACGCGGGGACACUCUAUUCUCUCCCCUUGAAGAGAGACAGCAUCUCCUCGACCUACGACACCUUUGGGGGCGCGACCCCCCCAGUGCCCCCCCACAACCCCCCUCCAGGACUGGACGAACUCAUUGACCUCCAACAACAGGUGAAAUUGGGCGUGCUCAGUGUGGACGAGGCGCUCGACCGAUUCAGCCAAUGGCAGCGCUUACAGCGAGGAGUUGACGCCACACAACAGGAGAAGCUUCGUCAGCUGAGAGCCAGCAUCAUAAACAACCGAGAGGAUGAUGACAGCGUCUAUGGGGAGGAAGCUUCCUCAGCUGAGCCCUGA